GCUCAAUCCACUUCCGGUUUACUUUUGCCAAAAUAAAACUCCGAAUUUACUGUUGUAACCAUAGAUAUGUAAAGGCAACAUUGAAGUGACGGGCCCAAAGAGCCCAAACCAUGCCACAGCGUAGUGUCAUGAAUUGUGUUAAGUAACUUGAAAGAAGUGUAUCUGAAAUGUCACUACGAAUUACCCAGACUAGAACCUAAUGCUGUUUAACCAAGCAAAAGGACUGUGUCAUUUUAGAAAGCCUGGAUAAUGAUCUUAUGCGCACAACAUAUCGGUUUGUUGGGAAAAGACCGUUCAGACCUCACAUCCCCAGGACAUUUGCACAGUAGUUUCUCACCAUGGAAAUAUAUGAACUUAAAUAUCUUGUCUGUUUAUAUUGUUCAUUUUUGCUUAUGUGUUUAUCUUAUUUUUAUUCGUAUAGUGCACCAACCACCAAGAAAAACUACUGUAUGUGUAACAUACGUGGAAAUAAAUGGCUUCUGGUUGUGAAAUCUUGACGAACCAUGUUACCAAUUGAUGGAAAUGAAGGGGAGGAAACAGUGUGUCAUGCGGUUUUCAUGCCCAUGGCUUACCACUGAAACAGAAAAUAAAGACAUGUACAGCACUGUUCACCACAAUCAGAGGAGCUGCUCAACCAAUGUGCACCUGCAAAACUAAGCUUGCAUCUCAUGUUUUUGAAACAUACAGUGCCGCUUUCUUCAACUGGAGAUCAGACAACAGCUUCAAGGAAAACAACUUGUAAGAAGCGUUUAUGAGAAUCGACCGACGCUCACUGGCUUUCAUCUGAACAAACCCUCACACUGCAAAGAUGAAUGUGACAGGUGGCGACUGCAGUCCCCCCUCAGUAGAGUACCAGUGCUACUUCUUCCCAACGGUCUACAUCCUCGCUUUAGUAGUAGGUCUACCAGGAAAUCUGAUCGCCCUUUUUGUCUUCACCUGCAAGAUCACUUCCCGCACGGCCUUCAGUGUUUACAUCAGCAAUCUGGCGGUGGCAGACAUUCUCAUCCUGUGCACGUUGCCUUUAAGGAUCCACUACCACCUCAACAGUAACAACUGGGUGUUCGGGGAUGUCGCCUGCCACGUCACCGGCACCCUGUUCUUCGCCAACAUCUACUUGAGCAUCUUCUUCAUGACUUGUAUCUGCGUGGACCGCUACAUGGCCACAGUACACCCGCACAGCCAUUUGAAAAUGCGGAGCCACCGCAGCUCCCUGGUCGUGAGCGUUGUGCUCUGGUGCGUGAUGGCGGUGGCCAUGCUGGUCUUCGUCCUCAUGGGGCCCCUGAACACCAACGCGCACACAUCUGGAGGCCACAGCUGCUUCGAGAAUUUCGCCAAGGAGGAGUGGGACAGGCGCCUGCUGGGGUACAGCCUGCUGGGCCUGAUCUUGGGCUCCCUGGUGCCAUCCGUCAUCAUCCUGGUGUGCUACCCGCUGGCGGCGAAGCGCAUCUCCAGGAUAAGGACUAAAACCGCCCAAAAGGCCGUGAAGGUCAUUUACACCAUCCUGGCCAUAACGCUGCUCUGCUUCCUGCCAAACCACGUGGCGUACCUGCUGCACUUCCUGCGACGGAUGGGGGUCAUCCAGAGCUGCUUUUUGGUCAACGCCAUCUACCACGCCAGGCGGGUCACCAUGGCGCUCGUCACCUUAAACACGUGCCUGGACCCCGUGCUUUACUACCUCACUACCACCCACUGCAAAUGGAAGCAGUUGAAGAUGGCGUGGCCCUGGGGGAGAGUCCGGAGAAGUAGGGGGGUAUACACCAUCGCAAUGAGCUGAACGGUAACGGUGUAUGGUAACAGUGUAUGGUAACAGUGUAUGCAUACUGUGCCCAUCACCUUAUACGAGUCAUUGAUUAUGAACGUUAAAAAAAAAAAACGUGUUUAUUGAAACUGACUUGUACAACAAAAUUAAGUGACAAAUCAGCAUCUUAUUUUUCUUACUCUUGUGCAAUUCAGUUAACGAGUCCAUGAAAGAGUACCCUACUAAGAAGAAUGGGUCAAUUACAAUCAGUAUUCCAAGGCAACCGGUUUAAGGUUUACAACUACAAAAUAUGGAAUCCUCUGCAUUUGGAAGGAGUUUUGAGCCUCCGCAAAUCCGGGCUUAAAGUGAGAUAUGGAGUGAGAGUACAUGAGUUAAUUUUAGUGUGAAAUUUCCUUCAAAUGUUCUUGUUUUGGAAACAAAAGAUAUUUCAGCAGAGUCCGGAUGGGAGCCCCUUUUUCAGCAGAGUUGAAAGAAAGCUGCCCAGGUCCUCGUCCUGAGAAAGAAAACCAGAAUAUUAAUUCAAUAGAUGCAGGAUUUUCAUCUUAACACAUUAAAAGAAUAAAAAGAUACUUGGAAAUGGGUAUCAGCAGUGAGAUAAAUCAAAAGAGGACCGAAAAAGCAGAUGUUGAGAAAACUCAUUGGGAUCCCCAAAUGUUCCUUUACACGUUGACAACUUCAAAUGAAAUCCCUUAUUUUUGCAUACAAAAAGAACGUGUCUGAAAUUCCACCAAAAUGCAAGCAUGAACAAAAUAUGGUUCCAUUGUAAUUUAAUAAACAGAUUAUAUUUCUGAUUUUAAUUAAUUGUUUUGUAUAGAAAAUACUGUAAGCCUGAAAAAUGUCUAAAGCCCAAGGAGACAUCUUCUGCUGUUUGUCUGAUAAAACUUCAAAAGAUAUUUAAUUUACAAUGAAAUAAAAUAUAUCAGGGUUUUCCAGAAGAACAUUUUUUCACAUAUAGGUUGGUUGACUUUUUUAAGUCUUUUAAAGUAUUUUUUUUUAAUUCGCAUCGCUACUAUAACUGUGGUACUUUUUUGUAUGUUUAUUACUCUGUAUGUUACAAAUAAACAUUGAAUACUUGAUUGGUUAUCAGAUUA
Molecule: messenger RNA, 2850 nt
Organism: Gasterosteus aculeatus aculeatus (three-spined stickleback)
Lineage: Eukaryota; Metazoa; Chordata; Actinopteri; Perciformes; Gasterosteidae
Product: lysophosphatidic acid receptor 6
Biological process (GO): G protein-coupled receptor signaling pathway
Cellular component (GO): membrane
Molecular function (GO): G protein-coupled receptor activity; oxysterol binding
Source: RefSeq, a predicted model, not a curated record